Molecule: messenger RNA, 706 nt
Organism: Malus domestica (apple)
Lineage: Eukaryota; Viridiplantae; Streptophyta; Magnoliopsida; Rosales; Rosaceae
Source: RefSeq, a predicted model, not a curated record
ACUUCGAAAGCCUCGAUUUUUUUCACUCGUUAUAGUUUGUUAUCUGUUAGCUGUUAGCAGUAGCAGCAAAAUAAUUGUGGAAAUGGCGAGUUUGCCGUCUCCGUCGUCUCCGGUGUCGCCAUCCCCCUCUGCUUCCAGCUCUGACAACUCCGCCACUCAACCCAUCUCUCACUCUCCUCCAAAUCCACAGGUUGAAGCAGGAGUCAACAAUGGAGCUCUCGAUGCCGAGGAGAAGAAGCCUGGUAUUAUUUCUGCAUAUUUCGAUGACCUCCAUAGUGCGAGCCACAGAGAGAAGUUCAAGAAAUAUGAUGCUGACUAUAGCCGUUGGUUGACUGCAAAAUACUUCUCAAAAACAAACCUAUAUGGAGGCGACAUCUUUGAUGAGAGUGUGACAAUACAUGAUCAGGUUAUAAAGUCAAGCAGAUGGCCUUGCACCCUCUCAUAUGCAGACCCGGUCCAGUUUCUUGAAGAACAGAACAGCUUUUCAACUUUUACUACUACAGCAGAAACCUCGCCUGGCAUCUCAAACGGGAAGCACCUAGUAAAGAAGAGCGGUUGAUGAUAGGUUUUUUUUUCGAUUUUCAGGGCCUAUUUGUAUCAUAUUGUAUCAUAAACAAAUGUUCUGAUGCACGCUAACAAGUGACUCGAGUACAUGGACCCAAAAAUUUUGAAAAUCUCUAAUCGAGUUGUUAAGAAGUUUCUUGUA